CAAGUUGUCUUGUUUCCUCCUCCAGACACACUCUCUCACAACCUCCGCUCGACACGCCCCCAACACAUUAACCAUGUGGAUUAUAAAUUGGUUCUACGAUGUGCUGGCCUCAUUGGGUCUGCUCAACAAGCACGCCAAACUUCUAUUCCUCGGAUUAGACAACGCCGGCAAAACCACCCUUCUCCACAUGCUCAAGAACGACCGCGUUGCCGUCCUUCAACCGACACUGCACCCAACAUCUGAAGAGCUGUCUAUAGGAAACGUCAAAUUCACAACCUUCGAUCUCGGCGGCCACGCACAAGCCCGACGUCUCUGGCGCGACUAUUUUCCCGAGGUCAGCGGCAUUGUGUUUCUCGUUGAUGCAAAGGAUCACGAGAGGUUGCCCGAGGCCAAAGCGGAGCUUGAUGCGCUGCUGAGUAUGGAGGAGCUUUCGAAUACCCCAUUUGUGGUUUUGGGGAAUAAGAUUGACCACCCCGACGCCGUUUCUGAGGACCAGCUACGAGCGAGUCUUGGCUUGUACCAGACAACCGGCAAGGGUAAGGUACCGCUUGAGGGCAUCCGGCCAAUCGAGGUCUUCAUGUGCAGUGUGGUCAUGCGACAGGGUUAUGGUGAGGGUAUCCGCUGGCUCAGCCAGUAUGUCUAAUUCCACCCAUUACUCGGACUCGGCCCGAUGUAUGAGGUGCAGUGGGGUAGGGGAUGGUCUGGUAGAGGUAUUGCAUGACGGGACAUAUAGUUAUGGUUCUGAGUUGAAUGGACGCAUGAUGGAUAGUUUGGCUUCAUACAAACAACACAACACACUAACACUCUUAGAGAGAUAUACUUUUUACGGUGGCGAAUGGAAUGGCGUUUCCGUCGAGGCAAAGCUACUUGUAUGUCUCCCUUCAACCCAAUGGCUUAUUUACUUGAGUACCGUGGGAUGUUUUCUUAGGCUAGGUUCUUGUGAUAUUUGGAUGGAUGUUGAUUUCUAUAUCCCCCGAAUGCACCUGCAAGACCUUG
Messenger RNA from Lindgomyces ingoldianus, 996 nucleotides. Its product is annotated as small COPII coat GTPase sar1. Gene Ontology annotation, molecular function: GTPase activity; GTP binding. Bases 74 to 643 code for a protein of 189 amino acids. The record is from RefSeq and is a predicted model, not a curated record. NCBI's taxonomy places the organism in Eukaryota, Fungi, Ascomycota, Dothideomycetes, Pleosporales, Lindgomycetaceae. Gene Ontology annotation, cellular component: COPII vesicle coat; endoplasmic reticulum exit site. The transcript is spliced from 5 exons. Gene Ontology annotation, biological process: intracellular protein transport; endoplasmic reticulum to Golgi vesicle-mediated transport; membrane organization.